UUAAUGGAUUUAUUAGAUAUGUAUUUCCAAAUAACUCGUUUAACAAAUGGUUAAAGCGCAAGAUAAGGAACAGCUUCUUCACGGGGAUGUCGAGCAGCAUGGUCAGAUAACGCAUGGUGAAUGGUAUUUGAGGAGUCAUAGGCGUAACGCUUAUGACCGGUCAAUUCAAGACACCAAUAUAGAGUUCAAAGAAGUAAUCGGCUCCCUGUGCGCCGGAGCCGUCGCUGGAGCGAUUGCGAAGACUACAAUUGCACCAUUAGAUCGGACAAAAAUCAUCUUUCAAAGUAAGUGAAUUAACGAACUUGCAAUUAGUUUGUUUUGAUGCUGAUGUUAGAUGACUGGGUCUCAAAGUUAUUUGAUUUUAUUUGUUAACAGCUUUUAUAAUAAAAUCUUGAUAGUCGUGAGAAAGUCGAGUUUGCAAUGGCUUUGAAACUUAGUAGUAAGAUUUAAAGCAGAGGCCGCCUUCAAAUUUUCUCUGGAUCUUGCUCCCCAAGUCUCAAGGAUUAACCUUAUGCACCUGUGACUAUAUGUUAGUUCAAACAGAACAAGUUGAAGUUGUUUUAUAGAUUACCAAGCUCUCCUAGAAACAUUUUGGUUAUGUUUUAUUUAUGGCUGAGGCUUACUGCUGGUUUGAUUGAGUUGCAAACAAAAAAUUCCUGACUUGCCUUUUCCUUUCCUCUAGACCCUAAGCUUUAUAAUUGGCUUUUUAAAUCCAUUAUGUAACACUAUCAUUACAAGAUCGGUCAAGAAUCAAAAUUAAAAUGAUCUAAGUGACAAGAAGUAGAGUAUUAGAAACAUAUCGAGGAUUGAUGAUUUUGUGAGAGCAUUAUCUGAAAAUGCAAACAGAGUGACAGCCUCUACAUAUUUACUUGUCCUGUGGAUGACGUCAAUUUUCUGCUGAUCAUUAAGGCCUAAUGGAUUGCUGAUGGGGCGUCAUAAGAUUCUUGUCUAUAAUUGGUGUUUUCAAGUCCUAUGCUUUUCGGGAUAUAGAAUCUUUCCCAUUGAGAUAAGCUGAUUAAGGCAAAUAUGUUUCUUUGCCCCUAAUGCUUACAAUGCACACCACAGAAUUUGAGAUCACAGCAACAUAAUAACACAGGAUUUUUUUAUAAUAAUAAGAAAAUGGCAACAGUGCAACACAACUAAAUCCAAAUGUUCUCCUCUUUCAUUACACCCAUUCUGAAAUCACCGGUGGUCCCUGUAAUCUGAUUGGCUCUAAUUGGUGCGAUUUAUUCAUGAAUCACACCAUUUUGCUAUAAAUUGCAUCUUUUUCUCCCAGCCAAUGAGCAGGCCACACUAAAAACAAAACAACCAAUCAGAUUUUAAGGCUUGUUUAAAGUAACCAAUCAAAUUGCAGGAAAAUGAAAGACAAAGAGUAUCGCAUGGCAAAUUUUGCUACUUUUGUUUCCAAAACUCUUACUUCCCCCCCCCUCCCCCCAAAAAUGGAUGAAUUUUAUUUCAAACCAGCUGAGUACUGCACAAUAAAAUAUUUGAAGUGACCAAGUCCUGUAUUUGGGCGAUUUCAAAAUGGAUGUAAUAAAGUGGUAAUUGAACCUCAUGUCAUGCAAUUUUGGUCUGAAAUCAUACUUGUGAUUUCAAAUUGAACUCGCGCUGCGCACUUGAUCGAUUUUGAAAUCACUCAUAUGAUUUCAGCCCAAAAGCACUCCACUCAGUUUAAUUACCAUUAUUAAUCACCAUAAGACAUGAAUUUUUUAUGAGUCACAAAGACCCAGAUGUUGAUCUUGCGUCUGUCUCUUCAAAAGAGUGAUUUGCUCUUGAAAGAAAAUGCCACUGUCUAAAACUAUGAGUAUCCAGCUGAUAACCAAACAUUGUAGACUGGCAGAAACUAUUCAUCACUUACUUAUUUUAGCUCUUUUGCCUACAGUAUCAAAAUUUUGUUCUUGUUAACAAGAAAAGAACUGGUUUGUGUGUCUUUUUGUAACAGAGAAAAAGAGUUUUUAGUGCUUUAAAUUUUAAUUUUCAAGUGGUGAUCAUUUAUCUUACUAAUGAGGACACUGAGGCAAUUUUUUUUUUUUUUUUAUACCUAGCCUCCAAAAGACAAUUCUCAGUAAAGGUAAGCCAUUGUGAUAGAUUACAAUAUAUGUAUUUUGUUUUGAUUAUCAUUAUUAUCAUUAUUAUUAUUAUUAUUAUUGUUAUCAUGAUUUUUUUACAUUUUUUAUAUAGUACCUUAAACAACUUGUUUUUAAUCACAAAAUGUAAAACAAAGAAGAACAAGCUGAGAGAGCUAACAGGGAAAAUCUUAAAAUGUCAUACAGACUUCUUCAAGAUACUUUCCUUAUUUGGAUCAGACUUGAUUAGGAUGCACGCACUCUUUACACUUACUAAGUGAACCAAGAUUAUGACUAAAAGACACAAUAACCAUUUAGCCAAUGUAAAGUGGAAAAAACAAGUUUCUUAUAUUUACUGUGUUGAUACUUCUUCACUAUACCAAUAACAAGCCUCAAAAUCAGGCCCAAUUAACCCUCUACACUGUUAUAUCAGUGUGCAUUUUCUCCAUAUUGUUCUCUAUAUAUUUCCUAAGGCACUGAUUAGGAGAAUUCUUUCUAAAAUCAAGAGCUUCUUUAGUUGGUGAUCAUGUCCUUCAUUCUCAUGACCUUAAUAUUUGAUUCAGGUGCAAUACUGUGGGUAAAAUGAGAUGCAAGUCACUUUAAAUAGUCAAAGGAUUUAAGAGAUCGUUUUGACAGUGCAUUACUCAUAUACCUGUUCUUACUUAGGAAUAUGAAAUGACUCUGCCUAAUAUAAAGUUAUUAUUUAUCUAUUUUUCAUUAAUUUUCUCAUGCCAGGGAGCUAUAAGUGUUCUAAGACAGACAUAUGUGGAACAUGGUCUGCAUGGUCUUUUCCGGGGAAACAGUGCAACCAUGGCAAGGAUUAUACCCUAUGCUGCAUUGCAGUUUACUGCGCAUGAACAGUUUAAACGGCUACUGAGACAAGGAAAGAAAAAAGGGUAAGAUUGAUUCCAUUCACAGAUGGUAGAAUUCUGACCAUAGAACAUGACUCUCAGAAUAAGACACUCUUUGGCUUUUGUAGUUCCAUCAGUGAUGAUCAUAAAAAUGAAAUAGCACUUUGAAUGGAUUGUAUAACCAUGCUCAAAUCAAAGAUUUUGCCUUGCAGUGGAUCAAUGAAAGCUUUGAUCUGUGACAGCAGUAGGCAGUCUCAUUUGAACUUUCAUUGUAUCUUUUUUGAUUGAAUGACAAUUCUGUCACAAGAAAAUGUUAUAAUUGCUCAUUUCAGUCAUUUUUCCUUGAAAGUAUGUCUGAUCUUGUUUUAUACUUAGCUAUCUUGACUGUGGUAUUCUUUAUUAAUUAGAUCAGUGUAAGAAUUUACCUGAAAAAAUACCAAGGCACAAGUAUCACAUGGUUCUUGCAUGAAGCAAAAUGACAAAUUUUCUCAAGUUCAUAUUGUUUUCACAAUCCCUCCAACCUUAACAAGUAGGUUCUUUUUGACAAAUUUUAUGAAAUGCCACAGAUACACCUAAGCAGGUUGAAUUUUUUUCUUGAUUUUCAGACCUUUGCCUCCCAUUCGUCGGUUUAUAGCAGGGUCACUAGCUGGUAUUACAGCAGCAUUCUUCACUUAUCCUUUGGAUAUGAUUCGAGCCAGACUUGCCAUCACCUCAAGAGACAGGUAUAUCACUUUAAGUUAUGUAUCUAAUUAAAUUUGUUAACACUAUUAAGUCACAUGAAGUACAAUUCACAUGCAUAUGAUCGCAUCUGUAAUUAUCUGACACUUUAACCUGUCAUAAAUUAUACAAUAUGUUGAUUUUUUGCCUUCAUCUUUUGAGUAGGAGAUCAUUUAUUAAAAAAAUCCUACACUGCUAACCAUUGGCAACAUUUCCUUUAAAAUGAAAAAUCCCUUUUCAUUAUACAAACGCUUUUGACAUAAAUGGUACAACUAAAUCAUGUGCACACAUGAACUGGGAUAAAUUGCAGUGGAAGCAGAUCUAACCAUAACCUGCUAUGUCCGCAGUGCACACCCUCUCCCCUCCUGUUUGUGUUGAGUUUUUGUUGUGUGCUUGUUCAAAGUCGUCCAUGUUAUUACUUGAUAUGUCUGUGAGUGUGAGAAUCCCAAGACCUUGAAAAUGGCAGCUUUGUUCCAUAGCAUUUAACCUAUUUUUUUUUGUUUGGUUAUUUUGAUCAGGUAUGCUGGACUUAUGAACACUAUAACCAGCAUCUACAGAGAAGAAGGUUUAUAUGUGUAUUACAGAGGCCUUUUGCCCACAAUAAUGGGGAUAAUGCCCUAUGCUGGGUUAAGUUUCUUCACUUAUGAAUCACUCAAAAAACUUUACUCUGAUGUCUUCCAUGAGAACAAACUUAAUCCUUUACACAGACUUCUGUUUGGUGCAUGUGCGGGACUCUUUGGCCAAUCGGCCACUUAUCCAUUGGACAUAAUUCGCCGGCGAAUGCAGACUGAUGGAAUAACUAGCCCUUCAAGGCCAGAGUAUAAAAGAAUGUGGACCACAGCCAAAUAUGUUUAUGCCACAGAGGGACUGAGAAAAGGCUUAUACAAAGGAUUGAGUAUGAAUUGGGUCAAGGGACCUAUUGCUGUUGGAAUGAGUUUUACAACAUUUGAUAUGUUAUAUGGUUACAUACAGAGGCAUUACAUCCAUACAAAGACUGGAUGAGAGGAAACAAAUCCUUCUAUAUAUCUGUAUGCACAAUGGCUGUCUGAAAAUGAGGAGCAAUUGAUUUGAGAUGUACCAGUGGAUGAGGAUGUGUCAAUGCUGUUAGUGUAACAAAAAUUAAUUACAGACAGAAAGUUGCUUUCCUGGUAUACGAAGCACUCAUGUAACUUCUUUUCCUCUUGAUGACUUUUGCACAUGACAGGGAUCAAGGGAGAUGUACAUGUACAUGUAGAUUUCGUAAUAGAAGCAAUUUAUUCACUGGAAUUGUUAUGUUACCUAAAGCCUUGGCUUCGGGUCGCGUAUUAUGAUGGCAUUUUGAUUGCACACUGGAAUACUUUUUUUUUUCAAACGAUGGCAAUGCAUCCCAGAAUAAAAUAAAAGCAAUGAUAAUGUCAGCUUCAAAAUAUUUAUUAUGCAUUGCCAAAAAAAUUGUGGAUGAUUUCACUGUGGCAGAAUAUCUACACAUACACCAUUUCGUAACAUUCUUUAAUUUGUAUUUGAAUAUCAUUAGGUUCGAUUGCUAUUGCCCUAACUUGCAUUUUUCGUCAAAUUUCCAAAUUUGUGUCUAUUUUGUAAAUCGUGGAAGAGUUAGUUUCCAAUUGGAAAGUUUCUGUGCAGCAUUUAAAGAGGAACAUAAAGAUCCAGA
This is a messenger RNA of Pocillopora meandrina, 5282 nucleotides long. The record is from the annotation of a GenBank genome assembly. NCBI's taxonomy places the organism in Eukaryota, Metazoa, Cnidaria, Anthozoa, Scleractinia, Pocilloporidae.